Cannabis sativa is the source of this 916-nucleotide messenger RNA. RefSeq names its product glyoxylase I 4. Lineage: Eukaryota; Viridiplantae; Streptophyta; Magnoliopsida; Rosales; Cannabaceae. The transcript is spliced from 4 exons. Bases 216 to 665 code for a protein of 149 amino acids. The record is from RefSeq and is a predicted model, not a curated record.
UAUAAGUUGUUCGGUUAGUUUCAAUAGAAUUUUUAUGUGAAAUUUCCUAAAAAUAUAAAAGAAAAAUACUAUUUUAUGAUGUAAAAAUGAGAGACACUCUGACUUUUUACAUUAUUUCUAACAUAUAAAAAUACACUUCAUAGUUUUUCCCAUAUUUAUUGAGAAAACUCUUCUAUUGUAUGUUUAGCUAAUAUUUUAGUUAGUCACUGUGAAAAAUGGCGGAAGCAGCGUCAGGGGACAUAGCCAUAGGAGCCACGCUCAACCAUAUUUCCAGAGAAUCCACUGAUAUUAGGCGCCUCGCUAAUUUCUACAAACAGAUAUUUGGGUUCGAAGAGAUUGAGUCUCCAAAUUUUGGGGAUUUUAAGGUGAUAUGGCUGAAUCUUCCUUCAGCUUUCGCUCUUCACCUCAUCGAGAGAGACCCCACCACCAAGCUUCCCGAAGGCCCAUGGAGUGCCACGUCACCUGUCGCCGACCCUAGCCAUAUUCGCAGGGGUCACCAUAUCUGCUUCUCCGUCUCCAAUUUUGAAUCUUUUGUCCAAACUCUCAAGGAAAAGGGUAUUGAGAAUUUUGAGAGUUCUGUACCCAACCGUGGAGUCAAGCAAGUAUUCUUCUUUGACCCAGAUGGGAAUGGUUUGGAGGUUGCUAGUCUCCCACCACAGCAAUAAACUUAGUCAAGAAAAUUUAAUGAAGAUGAGGACAUUAUCACUGUCCUAGUUCUGAUGUUGAUGCACUAUAGUCUAUAGCUUAUGCUUUCUGUGGUCUGUUUUUAGCUUACCCUUACAAAGGGGUUGUUUUUUCAUUGUUAUGUAACUAUAGAGAAAAUAAUGAAUGCAUUACAUGUUCUGUAAAGAAGUAAACUUCAAAUAUCUCUUGGUUCCUUAAGGUUUUUUCAUAUAACAAUCGAUCAUGCUUUUUG